GGAUUUUCGGGAUAAGAGUGAAAAUAAACUUUAUGCUAUUUUGCGGUUGAAAAUCUCGAAAUCGCACCUCAACGAUGACCCAAACCGAAACAAACCGUGCAGUGCACGUGAAGACGCGUUUACUUCGUGAUUACAGCAUCAAAGUGGUCGACGAAUGGCUCACCGGGUGUGUAUCGUUCUGCUUGCAGGAGAACUCGAAAACUACCAACGAUUCCCUGUUGAAGUUCACCUUCGAUCAGUGGAUUCUGGCCGAUCUGAAGGAGAUUGGUGUAUCAUGCCUGCCGGCGAUAGUGGACACGGAAACCAAGUGCUUUACGUUGAACGGGAACUUUCCUCUGCAGCUGAAUUAUCUGAUGGACAUUUCGGAACCAUGCUAUGAUCAGUUGAGGAAUUUGUAUAACAAAAAGUUAGACGAAGCAGACGACGAGAUUCAAAUGCGAAAGAAUCAAACUCAGAACGUGAAGAAACGAAGAAUGUUGAAGCUGGAAAUGACGGACGGAAAGCGAACGGUAAUCGGCAUGGAGCAUAGUCCGAUCGCGGCUUUGAAUACGAAGCUUCCACCGGGAGUAAAGGUUCUGCUUACUGGACCCAUUCGGUGCAUAAAUAAGGUGCUGUUUCUGGAACCGAAGAAUGUGAAAAUUCUGGGAGGGGAGGUGGACACGCUGCUCAUAACCAAUGCCUUUGAGAAUAUGCUACUGAAGGAACUGGGGCAGCCGUUGAAUCCCAGUCCCAAAACCGAGUACGAGGAGGUGGUGGUGUCAGAGAAAAACAACAGAAAUACUGGCUACAAUAAUAUACCGUCGGUUCCGAUGGUGUUUCCGUCUCCGGCGAAACCGAUGUCGAGUAGAUCGAGCAAUAAUCAGUACGACGAUUGGGAAGAUGAUAUGUUUUUGGGAAUCAAUCUGGACGGUAUUGAAUCCAAUGGCCAUUUGAACAGGAAUAAUAAGGAUAAACCACCGGAACAAGUUCCUACCGUCAGUACCUUGAUGGACGACGACGAUGACCUAGAGAUCAUCGAACUAUCGGAAGAAGAAAUUAUGAAUCAUCAGGUUUCCUCUACAAAAACAUCCCAACCGUCACCACCUCAGAGGCGUUCGAAACGUCCAACCUACCGAUUGCCCUCCUUUGAAGAACCAGACGAUGACAUCGAUGCCUUAAACUCCCUAGAGGAUGAAAUCCGUAACGAGCAGCAAAAUCGCCCUGGCCCGAUAAUAGAUUACGACGAACCGGAACUGAUUUCUUCCUCUCCAGUUGCACCGGUCCAGCAAGCCAAACGAGUAAGGAUCAAUGAGCCAGCUGGUAGAUCGUCAAAUGCUUCUAAUUUCGUGAACGAUGGCCAACAACCAUCCACCAGCAAAAACUUCGACAACUGCUCCCUCUCGGCACUGUUCGAAGACGACAGUCUGGACGACGUGUUCGAUGUGGAAGAAAAGCAACCGAGCUCUUCGGAGAAAGAUAAUGUCCUCUCGCCGCGGUAUCAGUUCCAGAUCGAAGGAUACAGCUUGGUGACGGUGGAUCAGAUCAGUAAGCUCAGUGACGGGGACCGGGAUGAGCGGACUUUUGUGGUGUUCGGUGAGGUUGAGGAAGUUUUCGAACGGAUUAGGAUUUCCGACGAUGGAUGGAAGCUGGGCGUCAUGGUGACGGACCGGUCGGAACGGGUUUUGCCGGUCCGCUUUCACACGGCUGUCAUCAGCAAAAUGGUUGGACACGAGGCUAGCGAAAUUCAGCAAAUGAAGCGCGCCAAGAAUCCCCAAGUGAUGAAAUUGCUUGAAGAGAUUUUAAUCAAAUUCAAAAAUCAACUGCAAGAUCUGCGAACGUUCAUGCGAGUUCGGUACCACCAAGGCAACGACUUCCCCACCAUAAUGGAACUAUACGAGUGCACUCGGUCUCGAUUGACCGUACUGACCAAUAAGAUCAACCAGGAAAAUCUCAAACACUUGCUCGAAAUUCUCCCUCAAGAUUGUGAUCCCAGACCAGGUAGGUGAUUGGGUAGUGUUCUUUCAGUUCUAAGAAAAUCAAACAGUAGGUUUCAUGU
Messenger RNA from Ochlerotatus camptorhynchus, 2035 nucleotides. Its product is annotated as recQ-mediated genome instability protein 1-like. Gene Ontology annotation, biological process: resolution of meiotic recombination intermediates; double-strand break repair via homologous recombination. Lineage: Eukaryota; Metazoa; Arthropoda; Insecta; Diptera; Culicidae. Gene Ontology annotation, molecular function: nucleotide binding. The coding region runs from base 75 to 1985 and encodes 636 amino acids. The record is from RefSeq and is a predicted model, not a curated record. The transcript has 4 exons. Gene Ontology annotation, cellular component: nuclear body; RecQ family helicase-topoisomerase III complex.